Molecule: messenger RNA, 1230 nt
Organism: Aspergillus glaucus CBS 516.65
Lineage: Eukaryota; Fungi; Ascomycota; Eurotiomycetes; Eurotiales; Aspergillaceae
Product: M20 family metallopeptidase
Exons: 5
Coding region: 1-1230 (409 amino acids)
Molecular function (GO): dipeptidase activity
Source: RefSeq, a predicted model, not a curated record
AUGGCCAUCUUAAACGGAACGCAUCUCACUGACGUGAAACCGGCAGUCGACGCGGCAGUCGAGUCGCUGAACUCGUCGCUGCGCGAGCUCAAUAGACAGAUCUGGUCUAACCCGGAACUCGCGUAUCACGAGUACAAAGCGCAUGAUACCAUUUGCGAUUUCCUCGAGAAGCAAGGCUUCACUGUUACUCGCCAUGCAUACGGCUUAGAGACAGCGUUCGAGGCCACCACUGGUUCCGGCGGUCGUUUGGUCAACUUCAACGCUGAAUACGAUGCGCUUCCUGGUAUUGGACAUGCCUGCGGUCACAACCUCAUCGCCACGAGCAGUAUCACUGCAUUUCUCGCCUUGUCGUUCGCGAUAAAGAAAUUCGGUAUCCCGGGUAGAACACAGCUGUUGGGAACACCGGCAGAAGAGAAUGGAGGUGGCAAGGCUCAAUUGAUUGAAGCCGGUGCCUACAAAGAUGUCGACAUUUCCUUGAUGGGUCACGCAUGUGUCCACGAGCUCUUCCCCGGUGUAGUUUCGGACGGUAUCGCGGGUACAUAUAUGAACGCCCGGAAGAAGCUCUUCUGCGAAUUCACCGGCGUAAGCGCGCACGCCGGCGGGAAUCCAUGGGACGGAGUGAAUGCCCUUGAUGCCCUGGUAGCCUCAUACAACAACGUCUCGGUUCUGCGCCAACAAAUCAAGCCCGAUGAGCGGAUCCAUUGCGCAUUCCUGGACACCCCCAAGGUCGCAAAUAUCAUCCCGCAUUAUACCAAGGCGAUCUGGCAGGCGCGCAGUCCGACAUUAAAGGGGUUGAAUCAGCUGGUGGCUAGGGUACGCAAUUGUAUCGAGGCGGCUUCUCUGGCGACCGGGUGUGAAGUCAAUAUCGUUGAAGACGAGCUGUACAAGGAUGUCCGACUCAACGAGACGCUGUGCGAACGGUACCAGUCCCAUAUGCAGGCAUAUGGUCGGAAUGUCCUCAAGGACCAUGAAAAGGUCAUGACGGCUUCUUCUGAUAUCGGCAACGUCAGCUAUGUCACUCCCACGCUACACACCAUGUUCGCCAUCCCCGCCUCCAAAGGCGCCUAUCUCCAUCAUUCGUCCUUUGCUGAGGCUGCAGGCAAGGACGAGGCGCACGAAGAGGCAAUUGCUGUCGGCAAGUCGCUGGCUCUGACUGGCUGGGAUAUGCUGACUGACAACGAGAAGUUUGAGGCCGCGCACAACCAAUGGCGCGCGAGUGUCCAGGAAUGA